Penicillium manginii is the source of this 1428-nucleotide messenger RNA. RefSeq names its product FAD-binding oxidoreductase. Lineage: Eukaryota; Fungi; Ascomycota; Eurotiomycetes; Eurotiales; Aspergillaceae. The transcript has 2 exons. The record is from RefSeq and is a predicted model, not a curated record. Bases 1 to 1428 code for a protein of 475 amino acids. Gene Ontology annotation, molecular function: oxidoreductase activity; FAD binding.
AUGGGGAACUCCCAGAGCAUUUUCGGCCACGCCUGUUUUCUUGCAGCUGUCAGCAAUGAUGCCAGUAGAGUCGCCUUUCGAGGCUCACUUCAAUUACCCCCCGUCUACAAUCUGGACAUUCCAGUUGUUCCGGCUGCUAUUACAUACCCGAAGAGCACCGAUGAGGUUGCGGACAUUGUACGAUGCGCCGUGCAGCACGACUACAAGGUCCAAGCUCGUAGUGGCGGCCACAGCUACGCUAAUCACGGACUUGGUGGGGUCGAUGGCGCUAUCGUCGUUGAUAUGCAGCAUUUUCAGCAUUUCUCGAUGCACCCGUUCACCCACAUCGCGACCAUUGGCUCGGGAACUCUGCUUGGAGACUUGACAACUCGUCUGUAUGAUUCUGGAGGACGCGCUGUCGCCCAUGGCACCUGUCCACAAGUUGGCACUGGUGGCCAUUUGACAAUUGGUGGUCUUGGUCCGAAAUCCCGAGAAUGGGGCAUGGCCUUGGAUCACGUCGAAGAAGCGACAGUUGUUUUGGCCAACUCUUCCAUUGUUCAAGCCUCCAAAGAUCAUAAUGACGAUUUGUUCUUUGCUAUCAAGGGUGCCGCGGCGAGCUUCGGCGUCGUCACCGAGUUCAAGCUUCACACUUAUCCCGCACCGACGGAAGCCUACCAAUAUUCGUUCACUUGGAGUAUAGGCGAUGCACAGGCCAAGGCAGCGGUCUUCAAACAAUGGCAGAAACUGAUCUCGACCGAAACUUUGACUCGGAAAUUUUCAUCGGAGCUCCUGGUCUCAGAAGCUGGGAUCAUCGUCUCUGGUACCUAUUUUGGAUCCCGGGAGGAGUUCGAGUCAUUCAAGUUUGAGAAUCAUUUCCCGGGAAGCACUUCCUCGGUUGGAUUGACCUUGAGUAACUGGCUCGGCAUGGUUGGGAGUCAGGCUGAAGAACUCAUUGAGCGGGUGGUUGGUGGUAUUCCCGCCAACUUCUACUCUAAGUCUCUGCCUUUCACCAACGAGACAAUCAUUCCGGACCACGGUGUCGAUGCAUUAUUCGAGUACAUCGACCAGACUAAGAAGGGUACUCUCGCCUGGUUUAUUAUUUUUGACCUGGAGGGUGGUGCGACCAACGAUGUUCCCACUAAUGCUACUGCGUAUGCUCACCGAAAUGCCUUCAUGUGGAUGCAGUCAUACGCGAUAAGCCUUCUUGGCCCAGUAUCACGAGAGACAAAAGACUUCCUUCAAGGCAUGAAUGACAUUAUUCUUGGCUCGGAACCCCCAACCGCACGCUUCGGUGCAUACCCCGGCUACGUGGAUCCGUACAUGGAGAAUGCUCAGCUCGCCUACUGGGGAAGCAAUCUCCCUCGACUGGAGACCAUCAAGGCGGAAGUUGAUCCCAAGGAUAUUUUUCACAACCCACAGAGUGUUCGGGUCGGUCCAAAGCACCGAUGA